UCACAGCUUGAUUUCAUCACUUUCCACAUAUACAUUACGUCUGGAGCCCAAAGGUUCCAGGCACCGCAUCCACGUCCAGGAAGCCUCCUUCGGCCGCGGAAUGGUGGACUACGAGGCGGAGGACCUGCGGGCCUUCGAGAGUCGACUGGCGGAGGUGGUGACCACCGCCGAGAAGCCGAGCUCCUUCCGCUGGCGCCUCGUCCUGGGAGCGAUCUUCGCCUGCUCGGCGAUCAGCGCCUGCCACUGGUGGCGGGACGCCAAGGUCAGCGAGUCGCUGCUGUUCCGCAUCCUCUCCAGCCACAGCGCCUUCGCCUUCUCCCUGGCCACCAUGUGCCUGCUCAUCAUCUACGGCCUCAACCACGCCGCCAAGCAGGACCCCGAAAUCCUGCGGGACACCCGCGAGAUGCUGUCCCCCUUCCGCCUCAGCUGCGACCACCGGGGUCGCCUCAUCCCGAUCCCACAGCCAUCCACCGAGUAGCUGGACUCCCAUCCACGAAUCACCCACGAAUCACACUCACACUUUGACACAAUGUUGCAAUGGUUGCCAGUCAAGUGAACUGUCCCGGUAAAAGAUCCUUCUGGGAACAUGGAACUAAAUACUUAACUCACUUUACUCGUUUCACAACUACACAAACACAGCGUCAAAUUUCUAACGUUUCAAAAAAAGAACGCUAUUUAACGCUAUAUUCAACAUAUAGAAAGACCAAAGUUUAGUGUGCAAAAAAAGUUACUCUUUGACCAUUUAUCUU
Drosophila rhopaloa is the source of this 749-nucleotide messenger RNA. RefSeq names its product nuclear envelope phosphatase-regulatory subunit 1 homolog (gene Cnep1r1). Gene Ontology annotation, cellular component: Nem1-Spo7 phosphatase complex; cytoplasm. Lineage: Eukaryota; Metazoa; Arthropoda; Insecta; Diptera; Drosophilidae. Bases 101 to 478 code for a protein of 125 amino acids. The record is from RefSeq and is a predicted model, not a curated record. The transcript is spliced from 2 exons.